GUACUAACCUUACUUUUAGGUGGUCCUUUUCUUCUCUCUGACUCUUUUUCGUAUCAAAACAUUGAGAACAUUCGAAAAAAGUUGCAAUUUGGUUUUCUUAUAACGUCAAUGAUGUAUAUUCCACAUAAUUGAUGUGAAUUAAAAAAAAAUACAGCAAAAGUAAACUAAAAACGGUGAGAAGAUAUUAUACUUAAAUGUUAAGUCCACAAUAGUGUCAAUCAAAAGCCAGAAAAAUGAACCAAGGUUACAUGAAAUUCCAAGAGGACGAGAGCAUGGAGGAAGAAACCGCGGACGGUAUAACAUCCCUUUACGAGCGUUGCUACAAGGGCACGGCAAAAGUGAACCUAAGCUCGUACUUCGAGGAUUACAAGGCCGUCCUGGUGAACUCGGACUUCGACAAGCACUGCGAGUCCGACUCGAAGAAUUUCCUCAUGAACGCAAUGGCCAACGACGACAUAGACGAGGAGAAGUUCGCCAUGCUCGAGGAGCACUGCAGCAUUGACAAUUUAACGGUCGAGGGUGAGCUCGGCAAGAUGACCAAGGCCACUUUCGAGUGGCUCAAGGAUCCCACGGAUCCAACUGUGCUCGAAAAAGCCGACCACCUGAAGACCGUCAAGUGCGCCAAACAGCGCAACCAGCUGAAAUCUUACCAGGUGCAUUCCAAGUAUCGCAGCGAGAGACCUGUCAUUUACGAACCUGCUUCUGUUUCCCCUGGUGGUAAAACAUUAGUUCCUGAAAAUGACAUCCUGGUUUUUAUCAGAGUAUAUUUGCCCUUUACCAGUCGAUCAAAGCUGACUACUGGGGCUCUGGGUAAAUUGUCAGUCAACUUUGUCGUUGCCAUGUAUGGAUCCCAGACUCUGGACCAACUGAGGGACUUUAUCAAGUGUGAAUCUGAUUAUUCGAUUUCUGUGGAAAUGAGUGAUGCUCCAGUUAGAUUUAAAACUGCUAAUGCAAAUAAGGUUUAUAAAUCAGGAUUUUUCUUCAUCGAAGACACGUUUUACAACGAUUGCCGAGAUCCCAAUAACAAAGAUAACAGUAAAGUGAUCAGGGACUGGAUGUCGUUGAAAAAAUUGGGCAGUUAUAAAAUUGCAAAAAUGGAAGAGACUAGGAUCGAUAGUUUAAAGAUGAAAUUUGGUUUUCCCUGGGUGUAUCAGCACCAAGGUGACUGUGAACAUUUGAUUUGUUUCAGCGAUGCCAGACUGGUUAAUAAGUCGGAUGAAUUAAAUGCCAACUGUUAUCCAAGAAUAGUCAGGAUUAAACCUAGACCUAAUCGCUACUGUAUGACCUGCGGUUUGUACAACGUUAGUUGGAUCUCUACGAGCAACGACAGACUCCCGCACAAUCCGUGCUUAUUCUGUGACUCCUGUUUCAAGUCGUACAACUACGUCAAGGGUAAAAAAGUUGGGAACUUUAAGGCUUAUCCGUUUCCUCAUGACAACGAAUUGGUGCAGCGACGGACGAAAAAAAAAAUCUUAAAAAAAUUGUCUUCCGCGACGAAACCUGAGAAAGAUCCAGAAACCAUUAAAAUGGAACAGUAGCAUAAUGU
This is a messenger RNA of Copidosoma floridanum, 1546 nucleotides long. It is a transcript of the gene Pbp49, whose product is annotated as proximal sequence element A Pbp49. Gene Ontology annotation, molecular function: bent DNA binding; RNA polymerase II cis-regulatory region sequence-specific DNA binding; RNA polymerase III type 3 promoter sequence-specific DNA binding. Lineage: Eukaryota; Metazoa; Arthropoda; Insecta; Hymenoptera; Encyrtidae. Gene Ontology annotation, cellular component: snRNA-activating protein complex. The record is from RefSeq and is a predicted model, not a curated record. Gene Ontology annotation, biological process: snRNA transcription by RNA polymerase III; snRNA transcription by RNA polymerase II.